GCUCGUUGCGCUCCGCUCGGCCCCGCUCCGCCCGGCCCGGCCCAGCCUGGCCCUUAACAGCGGCGCCGUCCCGGGACGCCGUAUGUGAGCCGGGAGGGCAGCGCCGCACCGCCCCGCACCGCCCCGCACCGCCCCCGCGCACCGGCACCGCACCGGCCCCGGCACCCCGGCUCGGCCCCGCGGAGCUCCGGAGCAGCCGGUACCACCCCCCGCACCGGCACCCCACCAUGAGCAACCUCAACAAGGACACCGAGCACACCAACGGCGGCGGCACCGUCGAGGAGGAGGUACGGACGCUGUUUGUCAGUGGCCUUCCUGUGGAUAUCAAACCCAGAGAGCUCUACCUUCUCUUCCGACCAUUCAAGGGUUAUGAAGGGUCAUUGAUCAAGCUGACUUCAAAGCAGCCGGUGGGUUUUGUGACCUUCGACAGCCGGGCUGGCGCUGAAGCAGCAAAGAACGCCUUGAAUGGCAUCCGCUUCGACCCUGAGAACCCCCAGACCUUGCGGUUAGAGUUUGCUAAAGCCAACACAAAGAUGGCCAAGAGYAAGCUGAUGGCCACACCGAACCCCACCAAUAUCCACCCUGCCUUGGGCGCACAUUUCAUUGCACGGGACCCCUAUGACCUGACUGGAGCGGCUCUCAUCCCAGCGUCCCCGGAAGCGUGGGCUCCCUACCCGCUGUACACCACGGAGCUGACCCCGGCCAUCCCCCACGCCGCCUUCACGUACCCGGCAGCCGCUGCUGCGGCCGCUGCUCUUCACGCUCAGAUGCGCUGGUAUCCUCCCUCCGAAGCUACCCAGCAAGGAUGGAAGUCUCGUCAGUUUUGUUAGUUCGUUAUGUCUCUCCUCGGCUUGUGUUCCUCCUCCCCRCCUCUCCACGGAGGGAUGUGCCAGGGACGAUUGCUCCGACUCCUCUGGGUUUGGUUUGCGGCCAGCGGACACYGUGCCCGGCCCUGCCGUGCUGCCCCUGGGGCUGCCAUCCCUUCCCUGGACUGUGAAGCUGCCACGGCCCCAGCAYGGGCGGUGUGCCGCCUCCAUCCCUCUGUCCAUCCCUCCAUCCAUCCCCAGGACCUCCUCCCUGACCGAGCUUCGCCACCCGGCUGCACCGAAACCCAGCCGGGGCUCGGUCCUGGGCUCACCCUGCCCCGGGGGCAGCUCGGCUGAAGGAAUCGAAAGGCAAAAUGGGUUUUGCAUGUUUUCUGGCAUGAAUUAAAACACUUAACUUGUGUCUGUGAGUGUAAGUUUGUUUGUUCUAGCGUUUGUGUAACCGUUAGCAACAGGUCUUGGCCCAACAGAUUGAUCCAUCAAGGUUUUCCUCUUGCUUUGGUGAAGACUUGGCUUUGAGAAAUACUAACUGUCCUUGUCUCACCCCGUCUCCCACCUCUGCCCUCCCCUCCCCAGGACAACCAGAAAAAUUUGAAUUUUUUUUUUUUUUUUUUUUUUUUUUUUUUUUUUUUUUUUUUUUUUUUUUUUUUUUUUUUUUUUUUUUUUUUUUUUUUUUUUUUUUUUCCAAAGUACAAUGCACUGGGUUUCUGUUUUCGUCCAUUCUGCUCUGGUUUUAAAGUCAGGGUUAUUAUAUUAUUUUUUUUCCUUCUUCAGACUUCUAUAUAUAGAACAGCUGUAAAAUAUCUAACCUCUUCUUUCUUUUUUCCUUCCCACAUCCUUCUGAUUGGAGAGCAUCCAGUCCUGCCAAAUAAUCAGCCAUCCUUAUGGGAAUACCGAACAAAAAAAAAAAAAAGUACGAGUAUUUUUGUAUCAUGUGUAAUAAGGAAAUAUUUAUGCAUCAUAAAGAAUUUCUUGUGUGUUUGUGUGCAAUUAAUUAUUAUUAUUAUUAAAGAUAAAUUGUAAUCCUGUAAGAUAAGUUAAUGUUUAGUUAAAAGCUUGAAAAAGAAGGGUUGUCUUCUGUACCAAUGAUUCAGUCAGGCAUAGUAAACAAGAAAUUGUGCAAUUUUUGUUUUAGCAUCUUCUUGCUUGGUAUUGAAGUGCUUUAAGUAUUAUCUGACCAUGGCUGUCUUGCUUGUAUUAAGAGAUUUGAGAAUAAGUUGCUCUAUAAUUGCUGAUCCUACGAGAAUGUGAAACUGGAUAAUAUAUGAAAUGCAACCAAAAAAAAAAGAAAAAAAAUAUAUACCCAGA
Molecule: messenger RNA, 2132 nt
Organism: Malurus melanocephalus (red-backed fairy wren)
Lineage: Eukaryota; Metazoa; Chordata; Aves; Passeriformes; Maluridae
Gene: RBPMS2
Product: RNA binding protein, mRNA processing factor 2
Exons: 8
Coding region: 228-830 (200 amino acids)
Biological process (GO): negative regulation of smooth muscle cell differentiation
Molecular function (GO): protein homodimerization activity; mRNA binding
Source: RefSeq, a predicted model, not a curated record